CUCUCUCUCUCUCUCUCACCAAAAAUAAAAUCUGUGAACUUCUUUUUUUUUUGGGUGGAAACAGAGAAAAUAAGAUGGCGGAGAGAUCAGAGAAUAACAGCAGCAAUGGCGGCGCGUGCGGCGCGUGCAAGACUACAUUCGGACAGAAGUGCAAACACAUGGUGAAGAAACAGAGAGCCAGAUUCUAUAUUGUUCGUCGUUGUAUCGCCAUGUUGGUCUGUUGGCGAGACCGUGGUGAUUCUUGAUUCUUGAUUUUUAUUUUUAUUUUUUUAUUUCUAUUUUUAUUCUAGGUAAAUCCAUAUAAUAUAUAUAUAUACAGUAAUGUGAGAAUGUGCAUAUAGAGAUAUUGUUAUUUCGUGCUCAUGGUGGAUCACUCUUGACAUUUUUAUAAUAAUAAUCAAUGCCCAUUUUUCAUCU
This is a messenger RNA of Tarenaya hassleriana, 417 nucleotides long. RefSeq lists its product as uncharacterized. The record is from RefSeq and is a predicted model, not a curated record. Lineage: Eukaryota; Viridiplantae; Streptophyta; Magnoliopsida; Brassicales; Cleomaceae. The transcript has a single exon. Gene Ontology annotation, biological process: negative regulation of cell population proliferation. The coding region runs from base 75 to 245 and encodes 56 amino acids.